AUGCCCCCGUCUCACUAUUGCAACAUUGCCAUAAACUGGUCUGCUGGAGGCGGACACAACACAUCCCCUAACAUUCCCUACCAGGGUUUUGCAUACAAACCACUAUAUGUGGCGCACUUCGGUAGUUCAAGGAUUCGCCACCCGACAAGGAUCGCUGCUUUCAUUUCGGCCGUCGCACCUAAUUUGGUGGAACAUGUUGCAUGGGAGCAUACUUUCUACAAGAUCGAUCCAGGCCUUGAGAAAUACUCCAGCAGGUGGAAACUCGUUCAGCGUUUGAUCAAGUCUUUCUCCACGUUCCGCGAGCAGGAGAGGAGAACUUUGAUGCCGAAGGCAGGUGAAGGGGCCGAACGUAGUAAUGGAAAUGAAGAGUUUGGUCCAUCUGCCAACCACUACGGAGUUGUGCAGCCAGCCCAGGAGACCGAAAAUGGGGAAGCAGCUGCUAGUAGUGACACCGACGGGGAUGAAGGGGGUUCCUCGGAGGACGAAGGGGAUUCAUCGGAUGAAGAUAGCGGAAGUGAGGGCGAGUAG
Suillus paluster is the source of this 528-nucleotide messenger RNA. RefSeq lists its product as uncharacterized. The transcript has a single exon. NCBI's taxonomy places the organism in Eukaryota, Fungi, Basidiomycota, Agaricomycetes, Boletales, Suillaceae. The record is from RefSeq and is a predicted model, not a curated record. The coding region runs from base 1 to 528 and encodes 175 amino acids.